GCAAGCUAGGGCGGGAUCUGCAAGCUGGAAGGAGGCGGUGUCUUCAGGGCCCAGCGGGCGGGGUGGUGGUGGAUUAGGGGGUGGACAGAAGCUUUCGCCCGCGGCGGACUGUGGCCCACUCUGGCUGCAAAGGCUCUCGCAGCGUGAAUACCAUGGGCUCUUGCUCCGGCCGCUGCACGCUUCUUGCGCUCUGUGCUCUGCAGCUGGUCACUGCUCUGGAACGGCAGGUGUUUGACUUCCUGGGCUACCAGUGGGCACCCAUCCUCGCCAACUUCGUCCACAUCGUCGUGGUCAUCUUGGGACUCUUUGGCACCAUUCAGUAUCGCCCACGCUACAUCGUGGUGUAUGCUGUAUGGGCAGCUGUCUGGGUUACCUGGAACGUCUUCAUUAUCUGCUUCUACCUGGAAGUGGGGGGCCUCUCAAAGGACAGUGAGCUCUUGACCUUCAAGCUCUCCCGGCAUCGCUCCUGGUGGGAAGAGCAUGGGCCAGGCUGUCUUCAUGAACAGGCAGCCACAGCUGGCCUAGGGACACUGCAUGGCCAGUACUUGGUGGUGGGUGCUGGCUGUGCCAUGGCACACACCUAUGUGGAAGCUCUACACAGUGGCUUACAGAUCCUGCUGGCGCUCCUGGGUCUCGUCUAUGGCUGCUACGUGGUCAGUGUGCUUACAGAAGAAGAGGACAGCUUUGAUUUCAUUGGUGGAUUUGACCCAUUCCCCCUGUACCAUGUCAAUGAAAAGCCGUCCAGCCUCUUGUCCAAGCAGGCGUAUUUGCUGCUCUGAUCUCUGCCUUCUCCACAGGCCUGCAUAAGUAAGGGAAUGGCUGACCCUGCUCCUGCAACCCAGCUUCAACCAUGAAA
Messenger RNA from Meriones unguiculatus (Mongolian gerbil), 856 nucleotides. RefSeq names its product sodium/potassium transporting ATPase interacting 4 (gene Nkain4). Bases 153 to 779 code for a protein of 208 amino acids. The transcript has 7 exons. Gene Ontology annotation, biological process: regulation of sodium ion transport. Lineage: Eukaryota; Metazoa; Chordata; Mammalia; Rodentia; Muridae. The record is from RefSeq and is a predicted model, not a curated record.